This is a messenger RNA of Cherax quadricarinatus, 5030 nucleotides long. It is a transcript of the gene Rubicon, whose product is annotated as run domain Beclin-1-interacting and cysteine-rich domain-containing protein rubicon. The record is from RefSeq and is a predicted model, not a curated record. Gene Ontology annotation, molecular function: phosphatidylinositol phosphate binding. Lineage: Eukaryota; Metazoa; Arthropoda; Malacostraca; Decapoda; Parastacidae. Gene Ontology annotation, cellular component: intracellular membrane-bounded organelle.
AAAAAAAAAAAUUUAGUAACAACAAACAUCAGGUGAGUGAGUGAUGGUGUAGUGGCACUUAUAACCUGGUUGGUGCCAUCACCUGCCUCACCCAGGCACUACUCAACCUUCACAUGGACCACAUAACACACCAGACCAGAACCUGAUGCUUUUAUUGGCCAUUAUCACUCCAAAACUGGGCCCAGACUGUUUAGCACACUACCACAAGAUAUUGGAAACAUUGCCAGAACAAGUGUAGAAAUUUUCAAGAGAAAUUGGAAGUAUACCUCUGCCAACUGCCAGAUAAACCAGGCUGAGAUGGAUAUGUGGGCCACUGGCAGUAACAACCUGAUUGAUCAGGAAAACAAUAAACAAACCUGGCCCAGGGCUGAGCUGUGAAGAGUAGGAGAACUCUCAAAAAGCCUUCAAAGGAAACUCAACCCUCAUAGACAAUGGCAAAUCUUCUUAAAGGAACAGUGGCUCCAACAUUCAUUAAAAAUGGUAGUAAAUCUAUCAAGCCAAAGCAAGAGGAACUCUUAAAAAGCCAUGAAAAUGAUGCAGAAAAACUGAUCACUCAAAGAGCAGAAGUAGAGUCAUUACUGUCAGAGCUGGUGAACACAGUUGGUGCUGUUCUUACAUCAAGACCAACACAGGUUUGGCAGAUAUAUGGAGGGUUUCAGCGUGUAUAUGAAACUGUAAAAAAUAUUUUUUGCCAUGGUUGCAAACAUACAGAUGUGCUGGGUAAUGCAGAUGUGUGGCCAUUUGUCGUUGGCCUACGGGUUCUCAACCCAGCACUUGGGCCUUGUGUAAAGAUGACCACUACCCCUCAGCCAGCUGAUGAUUGGAUUCGUAUGUCUUUGGAGAAGCUUCAACUUGCAGCUAAAAUUGAAGCACUUACCUCUGACAGAGACUAUGUUCAGAAGCAUUAUCAGCCAUGGGCAUUAAUGUAUUCUCAAGAACAUGUUUCAGCUGUGAUAACUUGUCUUCGAGCUCUUGAAGAGAAUUCUCAGUCUCUCUUGGCUGACAUAAAUUCCAGACUAAUUGUUGGAGCAUACCAGCCACUGCCUGGAACUGCAGCUACACUACACACUGAUUUGAUUAGUAAAUCUGAACCUAAAAUGAAUGCAUCAUCUUUACCAACCAGUCCAGUUACAGAGAAGGAGUGGCCAACAGUGUUGUCACCAUCUAGUAGACCAAGAAAGAAUUUAAAGAAGGAAAUUUUAAGAAAAGAAUCGAUUUACUCUAGUCCUUCUUUAGAUACCAUUGAAUCUCUUAAGAGCAAAGAAAUGCACCCUAUAUCUACCUAUAACAUAAAAACCUUAAAUGCAGACAGUGUGGAGGCUCAAGAUGUAACACUUAUGCAGAGGGAGAGUCCAGAUGGCAGCUCAGAUUGCUCUGACUGGCCUGCAAUGAGUCCUGUUGAUCAGUCUGUACAGGUAUUCUUAACACAGGAAACUUCGCAGGUAUCAAGUAACUCGUCUCCUUUAACAUCAACACUGAUUCAGUGCAAAACUAGCCAUAUUUUAACAAAUGAUACUGGAGCAAGACCCAAGGAGCUAUCAACCACCUCUCAAUCAGAUAAUCAGCCAGUUUCUUUUUUGGAAUAUUUAGAUAUAAAUGACAGUGGUGGUGUACCAGUGAGUAAUAUUUCUCCAAGCCUCUUGCAGGUGAAUUAUGGAGGGGAGUGUUCCACUAGUGAUGGGGACAGCAGCACUACUUGCAGCAUCCAUAGACCUAAAGGUUCAGGGUUGAAAACUCCACAGUUACGACACCGUGCUAGUAGUGGAAGAUUAGUAUCUGUACCUGCAGACAGUGACCAGGAUAGUGAAGAAACAGUGGAUGGGAUUCCUUCUCAGGUUUCUCGGAGAAGACGGCGAUUACCAUCAACAAUUCAGUCUUCAGGCUUUUCUGUCAAAUGUUUAGUAGAUAGCCGUGGCAUUUUGAAAUCUGAAGGUAAUCAUCAGGCUAACUCUUCAGAUGACCGUGUAAAAAAUAUUUCAGAGCAGUCCAGUUACUGUGAUAAGAGUAUGGUCCAUCAAGCUGUUAUAUCAACUUCCUGCUCACGCAGCCAUCCUUGUAGUGCUGAACCUACAUCAUCAGAGUUGCCACAGACUACGAAAGUUCCUGUAACCUCUACUCCAAAAGCUGUCACCAAAAUCAUCCUUCCACAUGCUGUUUCAACUCCAGUUUCUGCUACUCUACCUGUUGAAGUUAUGGCUAAUGUAGCAUUAAGUGCACCACAGUGUGUUUCAACACCAAAUUCAUUACCCAGGGAGACAACUGAAAUAAAGAAAAAAACUCAUGGUCGCUCUCAUUCUGAUGGUUCGCAGGAAUUAGUAGGAAAAUUGCAUCUUUCACAGUCUAACACAGCACCAGAAUUAGAGUCAAAGAUGAAAAUGGCUAAGGUCUCGGCUAAACCAAAAGACUCUGGGACAAGUGCAUCAGUUCAAGUUCGCAAGCGUUUUAUGGAAGACGGGGGUCAUAGCAUAACUCCUGCCGCUGACAAUGGCUUCUUCCCUCGUCCUCAGCCAGGACAGUCUCUCAUUGGAUUUCUUUCAUCCAAAGAGUUCCAUAAGCAGUAUGCUGAAUUAGAUAGAGAAAAUGCUCAUUUCAGCAUCUCUGAAGCUGUGAUUGCUGCACUGACACAGAUGCAGUUUGAUGCAUGGCAGCAGAAAUAUUGCUCAAGCCCAGGAACAGGUGAUGAGAGUGAUGAAGAGAUUCGCAGUUUGCAGGCUCGUAUUAAGGAGAAGAGAAGGCAAAAGUUAUCAGGAUCUGUAUUGUCAGCAGCUACCUCUACUAAUGCUGUAAUUGAAGCUAUUUCUGAGUGUCAGACUUGGGCUACAAAACCAUCAGUGAAAGUGGACAGUACAACUGAUUACAGUGUGUACGAGUCGCCACAGAGCUCCACCUAUAAUAGUGAGUCUGAUCUUGUCUCAGAGUUGGAGGAGGAGAUUGAUAAUGAUGAGUCAUCAAGCUGUGAAGAUACUCCAAUCUUGCAAUCAAGAAGUAACUCAGAGAGUGGACUGUCCUCCUUCAAGAGUGACCUUACAUCAGCAGAAAAUGUGGCACUCAAUCUGCUGAAACAUUUUAAUGAACAGAGGCUUCCCAAAGCUUCUGAACUGGAGUGGCUUGUUUCUGAACAGGAUGUACCACAAAAGCUGCUACCACUGCCUACAAGUGUAGCAGUUAGUCCUGAUGAUGCUGGAGCAGUGAAGGCAUUACACUCGCAAACUCAGUUCCGGGGAACCUCUGAUUGGGCCCCGCCAAGACCUCAGCUCAUCCUCACUCUUCACACUAACACUAAACGUUCGGUGUUGAUGGGUACCCAAGGGUGGCGGUGUGCUGGCUGUGGCAUGAGAGUAUCUGAGCGUCUCAGCAGGCACUUUAGACUGUGUAAUUACUUAGGGCGCUACUUCUGUACAACCUGUCACAGCAACCAGACUGCCAUGAUUCCUGCAAAAAUACUUCAUAAAUGGGAUUUCAAAUUGUAUCCAGUAGCUAAAUUUUCUUCAGAACUAAUAAAAAGUAUGAGAAGUGAUCCACUUUUUAAUAUUGAUGCCCUCAAUCCUGGGCUUUACAAACGAUGCCGACAUCUUCAGCAAGCAUACAUCUACCGGCUACAGGUCUACCGCACUUUACCCUACAUAAACACCUGUAGCAGAGCACACAGUGAAAAAGCACUACUAAGUAAGAUACCUCCACACUGGGCUAGUGAUCCUCAUGCUUACUCUCUAGAUGACCUUGUAGCCAUCAAAGCAGGUUUAGUGGUGAUGGAACUGAAGAAUAUCACUUCACAGUGUAUAAAACAUAUUGCCAGAUGUCAGGUAUGUAUGGGACGAGGCUUUAUCUGUGAAGUGUGCGGACGUGGAGAUCCCAUCUUCCCAUUCCAGUUGGAUUCUACUGCACUGUGCAACAUCUGCAGUGCUUGUUUCCAUGCUGGCUGUUAUUCUCCUAUCCGAUGCCCUCGCUGUAUCAGAAGAGAAACAAGACGAUUAUCACAGGAUCAUCACGAAGUGCUGGGCUCAUAAUUUUCUUAGUUUAAAAUAUUACUAACACAUUUAAUGUUCUCUAUGGGGAAAGGGAAAAGAAUGCUUCCUCUGUAAGCCAUGCAUGUUGUAAGAGGCAACUAAAAUGCUGGGAGUUAGUAACCCCUUCUGUAUAAAUUACUAAAUUUAAGAAGACUUUUCUUUUUCUUUUUGGGUCACCCUGCAUUGGUGGGAUACAGCUGGUGUUAAAAAAAAAAUAAAUAAAUAUAAAUAAAUAUAAAUAUAAAUAAAUAUAAAUAAAUAUCAAUAAAUAUCAAUAAAUAUCAAUAAAUAUCAAUAAAUAAAUAAAUAUCAAUAAAUAAAUAAAUAUCAAUAAAUAAAUAAAUCAACAUAAAUAAAUAUCAAUAAAUAAAUAUCAAUAAAUAAAUAAAUAUCAAUAAAUAAAUAAAUAAAUAUCAAUAAAUAAAUAUCAAUAAAUAAAUAUCAAUAAAUAAAUAAAUUUAUUUAUCACCAUGGUUAUUUAAUAUAUUUAUAGAUGGGGUUGUAAAGGAAGUAAAUGCUAGGGUGUUCGGGAGAGGGGUGGGAUUAAAUUAUGGGGAAUUAAAUUCAAAAUGGGAAUUGACACAGUUACUUUUUGCUGAUGAUACUGUGCUUAUGGGAGAUUCUUAAGAAAAAUUGCAAAGGUUAGUGGAUGAGUUUGAGAAUGUGUGUAAAGGUAGAAAGUUGAAAGUGAACAUAGAAAAGAGUAAGGUGGUGAGGGUAUCAAAUGAUUUAGAUAAAGAAAAAUUGGAUAUCAAAUUGGGGAGGAGGAGUAUGGAAGAAGUGAAUGUUUUCAGAUACUUGGGAGUUGACGUAUCGGCGGAUGGAUUUAUGAAGGAUGAGGUUAAUCAUAGAAUUGAUGAGGGAAAAAAGGUGAGUGGUGCGUUGAGGUAUAUGUGGAGUCAAAAAACGUUAUCUAUGGAGGCAAAGAAGGGAAUGUAUGAAAGUAUAGUAGUACCAACACUCUUAUAUGGAUGUGAAGCUUGGGUGGUAAAUGCAGCAGUGAGGAGACGGUUGGAGGCAGUG